AAAUUUAAAGAGAAGCGGUGGAGUAGGAACCCGCCACGUUUAACUUGGUGGCAGGCUUCUGCAGGCAUUCCUUUUCCUCUGCACAAUCCACCACCGCCUUCCCUUGCAUUCUCUUCAACAGCUAUUCUCUCUCUAUCCGCCAUGGAAGAAGAGCUUGUUUGAUUAUGGCCGAUGAACCACCUGAGUUCAUCAGGAUGGAGGGCUAUCGCAGCAUAGACUGGAAUAUAGAAGAACAACUGUCCUCCGGUGAUGGCCUGAGCAGUGAAAAGAUAUGCUCCGCCGUGCAAAAGGGUUGCAGUCUGGGGAAGAAGCUUCUCCUCACUGGUUUAGCCAUAUCCUCUGUUCCUGUGGUUCUUCCUCCAUUGGUUAUCAUGUCAGCCUUUGGAAUUGCAGCCUCAAUUCCUUAUGGGGUCUUCCUCGCCUCUUAUGCUUGCACUGAGACGAUCAUGAGUGUUUGGCUUCCGAUUCCCCCGGCCUUGAAGCUCGACCGCGCUGACGAAGAGAUGGUGGAGGAAGACAUCUACGAAGAUGAAGAAAAACAUAUGAUGGAAACAGCUAAGAGAGGUGAGAAUUUGGAUGAUUUCGAUAUCGAUGUGGUAGUCGUUCAGGGGGGCGAAGAGGGUGAAACCGACAUUGGAAGCAAAGGUCUGGCAGCAAUUGAAGUGACCAAUGUGGAAUUUGAAGGAAAUGGAGAUAAUGGAGAUGAGGAAGAAGAGGAAGAAGAGUUGAAGGAAACUAGAGGUUUACUCGAAAGAAUCAGGGAUGAGGGACGAAGAGACAAUGGUUUUGUUGAUGAAAAUGGAGGUGUUGAUGAUGUUCGAGAGCUCGAGAUUUCAAUAGAGGACGAGAAACCAAGUGAUUCUGUCGAAGAAAGUGUUCUAGGUUUGUUGAAUGAAGUUGACUCUGCUGCUGUUUAUCCUCAUGCAGACUAUAGAACUUCUGAAGGGGUCGGGUGGGCGAAAUCUAGUGAUGAAACAAAUGCAAUAACGACAUUGUCAAACAAGGCAGCCAAGUCUGAAGAAGCUGAGCAACUUCCUAAAGUAACAAUGAUAGAUGUGAUCGAAUCUGAUGAGGGUUUGUCUAUAUCAGCUAUGACCAUUGAACACAAAGUUGAGGCAAAUUCUCCACAUAAAGAUCAUAGGAUGUCUUCCAAUGAGGAACUAUCAGGAGAGGUAAAGAUAAGAGAAAAGAUUGCUUCGAUGAAGAAGAUCGUAGGAUACAAGGCUACCCCCCUCGGAACAUACUUAGACGAAGUGAACGCUCUAUAUGCCUUCAUCGGAGUCGAGCCACCUUCCCCGAUGAAAGAUUCUGCUAAUGAUGAUGAUAUCAAUCUACUUAACCAGAAGUUGCAGUUUCUCAUGUCCAUAGUAGGGGUCAAGUAGAGGUGUUAAAAGUUUGGCAUUGAAUAAGUUGCCAUUUGUGCACUUUUGUUUGCCAAUGGCAAUAUUUCCUUUUGUUUGAGCUAUGCACAGUUUGGUUUUGAAAUUAUGUACCAAAUUUUGAACAGUUUGUCUACUUUUUUCCCUCUUUCUGUUCA
This is a messenger RNA of Cucurbita maxima (winter squash), 1537 nucleotides long. RefSeq lists its product as uncharacterized. The record is from RefSeq and is a predicted model, not a curated record. Lineage: Eukaryota; Viridiplantae; Streptophyta; Magnoliopsida; Cucurbitales; Cucurbitaceae. The coding region runs from base 165 to 1382 and encodes 405 amino acids. The transcript is spliced from 4 exons.